This is a messenger RNA of Rosa chinensis, 839 nucleotides long. RefSeq lists its product as uncharacterized. The transcript has a single exon. NCBI's taxonomy places the organism in Eukaryota, Viridiplantae, Streptophyta, Magnoliopsida, Rosales, Rosaceae. The record is from RefSeq and is a predicted model, not a curated record. Bases 16 to 660 code for a protein of 214 amino acids.
AAAAAAAUCAGACAAAUGGGGUCCAGAGACAAACAAGGUAUAUCUGUAAUAUUGAUGAAGUAUGAGGGGAAGGUUGUAACCAUCUACUUUAAAUACCACUCUUAUUCCCACCACCCUCAUUCCUUCACAACUUUUAAAACUAAAGUUUUGUCACCAGGCUUUGAUAAAACAGGAGCAAUGGGAAAUUGCUUGGUUUUGCAACAAAAUGUUACAAAGAUAAUGAAACCAGAUGGGAAAGUCCUAGAGUACAGAGCAUCCAUAAAAGUUUACCAGGUGUUGUCCGAGUUUUCUGGCCACGCAAUAUCUGAGGCGACUCCGGUGUACCAGCAUCUCCGGCCAGAUACAAAGCUGCUCGGUGGUCGCCUGUACUAUCUUGUACCUCUGCCUUUGCCGUCAGAGAAGGCAUCACAGAAGAAGGUGAGGUUUUCAACUGAUCCUGAAGGUGAAGCUCAACAAGAAACUAAAGUUGUAAGAAUUAAGCUAGUUAUAAGCAAGAAACAACUGCAGGAGAUGUUGGGAAAGGGAGGGGUUUCAGUUGAUGACAUGGUUUCCAGAAUUCAAUGUCAAACAAGCACAGAUAAGAAGACUAACAGCUCCGACAACGAUGGUAGUUGUGAAGGGUGGAAACCAGUUUUAGAAAGCAUACCUGAAGUAAACUAGCAAUAGCCUAUCCUUUAAUUAUCAUGCAUGCUGCUCUCUCCUGUCAAACAAACAAGAAAAGAAAAGAAAAUAUACUUCCCUCUCUGCUUCAAUGGUUUUCUGUAGGGUAACACACGCAUAUAUAAACACUGUAUCUACGAAUAAUAUUGCAAAAAAAAAAAAAAAAAAUUAGCUUUUAA